GCUUCUACAACAGAAAUGAGUGAUUAAAAUUAUCUCCCAUCUUCCUACUUGACACAAUGUUCAAAAUUAAAACUCCAGACACGUCACAUCUUAAAUAUGAAGAGUUUGAAUCUGUUUAUGAUCCCGCUGAGGAUAGUUUUCUUCUACUUGACGCACUAGAGCAGGAGCUCCCUCUCAUUCAUACUCUUAACCCUCUCAUAGUUGUUGAGGUUGGUUGUGGCAGUGGAGUAAUAUCUUCAGCCCUCAGUACUUGUUUACCUGCAGCUAUUGUUCUCAGUACUGACCUUAACCCAGCAGCCUGCCGGGCAACACAAGUUACAGCUGCUGCUAAUAAAGUUCAGGUUCAGGUUGUAAGAACUGAUAUCUUAUCUACUUUAUCUGACCGGCUGCGUGGUCAGGUUGACCUGCUUGUAUGUAAUCCUCCCUACGUAGCUACAGAGGACACUGAGAUAAGCGGAACCGGACUUCCUGCUUCCUGGGCAGGAGGAAACCUAGGAUUGGUGAUAACAAGACGGGUUGUGGAGAGUUUAAGAGAAGUUCUAUCUGAGCACGGGAUUGCAUACCUAGUCCUGGAGCAAUGUAAUAAACCUGAAACCUAUAUCCCAGAGAUGGAAGAGCUCGGUUUUGAUUGCUCAACAGUUAUCUCCCGACGAGCUGGCAGAGAACUUCUUUACAUUGUUAAAUUAUCCCGUAGAAAAAGAUAAACUUAUUUUGCAGA
Messenger RNA from Eurytemora carolleeae, 718 nucleotides. RefSeq names its product hemK methyltransferase family member 2 (gene HemK2). Gene Ontology annotation, biological process: methylation. The transcript is spliced from 6 exons. NCBI's taxonomy places the organism in Eukaryota, Metazoa, Arthropoda, Copepoda, Calanoida, Temoridae. The record is from RefSeq and is a predicted model, not a curated record. Gene Ontology annotation, molecular function: protein methyltransferase activity; nucleic acid binding; S-adenosylmethionine-dependent methyltransferase activity. Bases 57 to 704 code for a protein of 215 amino acids. Gene Ontology annotation, cellular component: eRF1 methyltransferase complex.